GAGCGGAGACGGGGAGCCGGCAGCCGGCGCAGCGGCAGGUGCCGGGACCCUGACGCCGCCGCCAGCUGCGCGCGAUGGAACCCCCGGGGGCGGCCCGGCUGCCGGAGACGCCACGGGAGCCGCGCAGAAGCCCGUAGGAGCCCCCCCGCAGGGAGCCCCCGGCGGUCGAUCGGGGCGCGGGGAGGGCGCGGGCGGGCGGCAGCUAUGGACCGAGAGCCGGCCCGGCCCGCGUGCUCGCCGCCCCCCCGCGGCCGCGGCCAUGGAUGGCACGGGCUCGCUGGCCGUGUACAUGGUGGUGGAGCUGGCCAUCGCCGUGCUGGCCGUGCUGGGCAACGUGCUGGUGUGCUGGGCCGUGUGGCUCAACAGCAACCUGCAGAGCGUCACCAACUUCUUCGUGGUGUCGCUGGCGGCGGCCGACAUCGCCGUGGGCGUGCUGGCCAUCCCCUUCGCCAUCACCAUCAGCAUCGGCUUCUGCGCCGCCUGCCACAGCUGCCUCUUCCUGGCCUGCUUCGUGCUGGUGCUCACCCAGAGCUCCAUCUUCAGCCUGCUGGCCAUCGCCAUUGACCGCUACAUCGCCAUCCGCAUGCCCCUCCGGUACAACGGGCUGGUGACGGGCGCCCGGGCCAAGGGCAUCAUCGCCGUGUGCUGGGUGCUGUCCUUCGCCAUCGGCCUGACGCCCAUGCUGGGCUGGAACAGCUGCGACCGGCCGCGGGAGGCGCGCAACGGCUCGCGGGCGUGCGGCGAGGGCCGCGUGGCCUGCCUCUUCGAGGACGUGGUGCCCAUGAACUACAUGGUCUACUACAACUUCUUCGCCUGCGUGCUGGGGCCGCUGCUGCUCAUGCUGGGCGUCUACCUGCGCAUCUUCCUGGCCGCGCGGCGGCAGCUCAAGCAGAUGGACGGGCAGCCGCUGCCGGGCGAGCGGGCGCGCUCCACGCUGCAGAAGGAGGUGCACGCCGCCAAGUCGCUGGCCAUCAUCGUGGGGCUGUUCGCGCUGUGCUGGCUGCCGCUGCACAUCAUCAACGGCUUCACCUUCUUCUGCCCGCAGUGCCGCCACGCCCCGCCCUGGCUCAUGUACCUGGCCAUCAUCCUGUCCCACUCCAACUCCGUGGUGAACCCCUUCAUCUACGCCUACCGCAUCCGCGAGUUCCGCCAGACCUUCCGCCGCAUCCUGCGCAGCCACGUGCUGCGGCGCCGGGACCCCUUCAAGGCGGGCGGCGCCGGCGGCCGGGCGGGGGCGGCCCCCGGCGACGGCGAGCAGAUCAGCCUCCGGCUCAACGGGCACCCGCCCGGCUGGCUGGCCAACGGCAGCGCCCCCCGCCCGGGGCGGCGGCCCCCCGCCGGCCACGCCCUGGGGCUGGCGGGCGGACGGGGUGCCCGCGGGGCCCCGGGGGACACGGGCCUCCCCGACGUGGAGCUCCUCGGCCAGGAGCUCGGCGGGCCCUGCCCGGACUCCCCCGGCCUCGAGGGCCCCGGGGCCCCGGACGGAGCGGGCGUGUCCUGAGGAGCCGCCCCGGGAAGGACUCAUUGCUCUUCCUGGUCCGGGAGCCGGGCCGGCCGGGCGGGCGGUGCGGGAAGGAGACCUUCCCCUCCCGGCUGGUCCCCACGCGGCCCAGGAGGGACCCGGCGGGCGCAGCGCGAGGGGAUUUGGAACCCGAGAGCCGGCGUGUCACCGGGGACCCCCGUGCCGGCCAGGAGCGCAGCCCCGGAGCAGCAGCCCACUCCGGAAGCAUCUGGAAGGGCCACCUUGUCUCUGCAGAGCAGGCCGCUGGCCCCCGUGGCUCCGAGGGGCCCCUGCAUCCCCCCUCUCCAGACGUUCCGAGGGUUUGGGGGCUGCUGUGCCUGGAAGUGGCGUUGGACUUUGUUUUCCGGGAGAAAAUGUGAGCGUGAAGAUGCCCUUUUAAUGUUAUUGUUGUCCCUCCCUGUCGCCAGUCCUGCUGCUCAGCUGGCACAGGAGGCAGCCCGGGAGCCCCGGGCGGCCCUCUCCCCCCGCCCAGAGCCCUGUCCUGGGGACGAGGCUGGCCGCCGACGGGGCGCUGUGAUGGAGCGGGAGGGGCUGGGGUGCGGGCUGGCCUGCGUGGGUGCGGGCAGCUUGCCGGCCUCGGUGGAGGCCUCACUGCGUCCCCUGAAGGGCAUGUCUUUUCUGAGAUAAAAUAAAAGUGGAGCCCGUUGUGUUUUAA
Messenger RNA from Pipistrellus kuhlii (Kuhl's pipistrelle), 2177 nucleotides. It is a transcript of the gene ADORA2A, whose product is annotated as adenosine A2a receptor. Gene Ontology annotation, cellular component: membrane. The record is from RefSeq and is a predicted model, not a curated record. Lineage: Eukaryota; Metazoa; Chordata; Mammalia; Chiroptera; Vespertilionidae. The transcript has 3 exons. Gene Ontology annotation, biological process: G protein-coupled adenosine receptor signaling pathway; adenylate cyclase-activating G protein-coupled receptor signaling pathway. Bases 260 to 1501 code for a protein of 413 amino acids. Gene Ontology annotation, molecular function: G protein-coupled adenosine receptor activity.